Molecule: messenger RNA, 2247 nt
Organism: Microdochium trichocladiopsis
Lineage: Eukaryota; Fungi; Ascomycota; Sordariomycetes; Xylariales; Microdochiaceae
Exons: 2
Coding region: 1-2247 (748 amino acids)
Source: RefSeq, a predicted model, not a curated record
AUGGAUUCGACGAGCGGCCUCCUGGCCGCCCCGAAGACGGGACGCUCCCGCUUCUCAAAGGCUCUGCCCGCGCCGCCUCCAGGCUUGAACAACGCCGGCACUUCAGACGACACCGUCCCAUUCCCACAGUUGCCAGUACUACCCUAUCCCCAGAGGAAACAGGGCCUCGGCAUGGCUACCAUGAGCGCCGCGCCCGGCUUGGCUUCGAGCCUUGGAGCCAGAUCUUUCGUUUCGCCGGUUCCCCAAUUACCUCCUUCUGCGCCGUUUGCGACCGACGCCUCGCAGCUCCCUUCGCCGGCCCCUAGUGCGAUCAAGAGAAAACCGGUCCGCAAGCCGGUCCCCGAGGCCAGCGCGCCGCGCGGGAACGCAUCUGUGGAUGAGAAGGCGCUACCGCCGGUUAUACAGGGUCGUGGUGCUGAGCCCGCGGGAAGCACGGCGAAUACCUUGCCAUUCAGGACUUUCGGCGGAAGCCUGGCUUCACAAACGAGCCAGUCAGAUUUCUCGGCGAAACAAAACAGCAACAAACAGCAACCACCACCACCGCCGCCGCCAAAACAAAACAAUGCGCCAACCCUUGAGGCAGAACCACGCAUCUCUGAUGCCGCCUCAAUUCCUGGCUCCGUCUUGGGCGAUAUCCUGUCCACUUACAGCUUCCCCACUCCACCCUUAGGCGAGUCUUUCAACACCACACCCAAGACUGCCGUCAGUGAAGCACCGGUGAAGAAACCGGAAACAGUCAAGCUCGGGAGAAAACCAGUCGGUUCGCCGCCAGCAGUACAAUUGAAGGACGAGCCGACAGCAGCCAAGCACCCUCUAGCUCUGACGCCUGGCCCAGCAAAACCGUCCGCCAGCGUACCAACGCCCACGCCCUCGGCCGGACGGCAGUUGGAGGUGAAGCAGCUUCCGAGAGUUCCAGGAGUUGGACUGCGACCGGGGGAUAAACGCCGGUCGCCUCUUCCGUUUGAGAAAUCGCCUCGUGUAGCACCGUCGCCUGCGCCUGUGAAGAGCAGCGAACCCGUAAUCUCACCUGUCGCCGAGGAAAUGGGCAAGAUCAAGGACAAGUUCAAGGCGUUCGUGCACAAGCGCACGUCGUCGACCGACGCGAGCUCGCUUGCCGCCAAGUCAACGGCCAGUACCGCAUAUCUCGCCGAUGAUGGCAAAAAUGUCAGCACACCGACUCUCAAGGAUCUACCGGUCAUCCCUACCAUGUCUAUCACGAAGCCUGUCCCCGGCCUGCCGCAGCAGCCGUCACAAGGCAAACAGCAAUCGGACAAGUCAGAAGCGCCUUCGAUCUCUUUGCCAACAAUUGAGAAGUCGUCAACUGGGGAUCUGAUGCCGCAUAUCUCCCAAGACAGCCAAAUGGGCGGCUUGAACGUGAUACUACCACAGCAGCAACAGCAGGAGCCGGCGAAGAUGACGACGUCAAGUUCAACAGCGUCACUGACAACCUUGCAAACAUCCAUCUCGCAAAGCCAGCCGCCCUCUGUCAGUACAUCCGAGUCACGCAGCCUGUCUCAAGACAGGCGCCCGAUGGAUAGCAGGGGAGAUUUCCCUGGAGCUCGUCCCCGUGCUGGCACGAAUACGAGCAUGGCAAGCAGCAUAGGGCCACCGCGAGGCCGGGGAUUGCGACCAGUCGCCAGUGCGCAGAACUUGAAUGGACCCCCUCCGGCUGGAUUCAGAUCGGGAUCAAGGCCACGAGGCGCGACCAACGAUACUCUGCCGCCGUUCGCACCUUCGCCCAUGAUCAACCCCUUUCGGCAACGCCCUCGGACAGCAACAGGGCCGCCACUAAAGGGACCAAGGCCGUUGGACGGUCGUGAGCUAUACAACCUUGCCGACAGCCUCAGCAAGAAUGCGCUUGUCCGUAAAUUCCACGAAGAGCGAGCAGACAGCUUUCCAGUGCGUGAGGCAGAGGCUUCUCUGACCGAGGAGGAUCAGGCCAAGAUCCAGUCGAUCCGGAAGCUGUUCCCUCUGCAGUUGGAAAAGCCUGUGGCCCCGACGACAGAUGUCCGUGUGGCGCCGCCCAUCACGGACCGCCACUACAACUGCUGGUUUCGACACGAGAACUGGGUCACCUCGCAAAACGAGCACAACUCGGUCGAAUGCCAGACAUGCCACAAGAAGGAGAAAGACCCACGGAUGGUCUGCUGCGGAUGCGACGUUCGGAUCUGCUACGAAUGUUACGAGCGCCUCAUCGCCGAGAAGCGAGACUUGCGCGCCAUGCUCGGCAAGCAGGCCUCUGCGUAG